AUGGGGGUGGACUACUACAGGGUGCUGGGCGUCGGCCGCGGCGCCACCGACGACGAGCUCAAGAAGGCCUACCGCCGCCUCGCCAUGAAGUACCACCCCGACAAGAACCCCUCGCCGCAGGCCGACACCCUCUUCAAGCAGGUGCUCAGCGCCCCGCAGAAGCGCGCCAUCUACGACCAGUACGGCGAGGAAGGCCUCAAGGCCGGUGCGCCCCCGCCCUCCGCCUCCACGCACGGCCCCGGCGCCGGCGCCGGCCUCCACGGGUUCCGCUUCAACACGAGGAGCGCCGAGGAGAUCUUCUCCGAGAUAUUCGGCGGCGGGUUCGCUGGGGCAGCAGCCCCCCGUACCCCCGGCGGCGGCGUUCCGCCCGGGUUCCCGAUGUUCGGCGGCGCCGCUGGGCCAGGGGAGGCGUCGAGCGCGCCGGUGCAGAGGAAGGCGCCGCCGAUCGAGCGGCCGCUGGCUUGCACCUUGGAGGAACUGUACAAAGGGGCCACUAAGAAGAUGAAGAUCUCCAGGGAUGUCCUUGACGCCGCCGGGAAACCAAGAAAUCGUGAGGAGGUCCUGACGAUAGAUAUCAAGCCUGGAUGGAAGAAGGGUACAAAGAUCACCUUUCUUCACAAAGGCAACGAGGCUUGUAAUGUUGUACCAUCAGAUCUGAUUUUCAUAAUAGAAGAACGGGUGCACCCCAGGUUCAGGAGAGAUGGGAACGACCUUAUCUACACUCAUAAGAUCUCUCUAGUAGAGGCACUGACGGGCUGCACAGUCCAAGUGACGACUCUGGAUGGACGAACCCUGACUAUUCCUGUGAAGUCAGUUGUCAGUCCUACUUAUGAAGAAGUUGUGCAGGGUGAAGGCAUGCCGAUCACAAGGGAGCCGUCUAGAAAGGGGAACUUGAGGUUCAAGUUUCAGAUCAAGUUCCCCACUAGUCUAACAGAAAGAAAAGAUGUCGGUCGUCGCAUCGGCGAUCGUUGUCAGGGCAGGAUUGCAAUGCAAGGGAAAAAGCAGGAUGGUGAUCUUCCUGGCCGAGCUUUAUCCGAGCGGGAACGGGUCGUCGUCGCAGGUUCUCUCAGGCCUGAGGUCGAUGUCGGAUUCGUUGCCGGAAUCCCCCGUGCUCCCUGA
Messenger RNA from Miscanthus lutarioriparius, 1119 nucleotides. NCBI's taxonomy places the organism in Eukaryota, Viridiplantae, Streptophyta, Magnoliopsida, Poales, Poaceae. The record is from the annotation of a GenBank genome assembly.